UCUCCAGCUGCGCUUGUCCCGUCCACACUGAUCUCUGCGGAGCCUCUGCUCUUUUAAGUGGUGCAAAUACACACAUACAUGCGAUUUGCAACAUUCAAACGACUGGGCGCCCGACCUUUCUCUGAUUUAAAAACAAAAGAAAAAAGUGUGUGUGUGUAGCUCUAGAGGAGAGAAAAAUCCCAAGGAUAGCCAGGAGGAUAUGAGGACCAUCAUUGCAGCCCAUUCUGGAGUGCUGAGAGGUACUGGAGAGAGUAUCCUCUCAGCAUUGAGCAAUCUAUCGUCUCUUCCUUGGAUAGCCCGAUCCAAAAUAGAACGACACUUGCAAAUGCUCUCUGUUCUACAAUGGGUUGCCUCCUUCCUAUUGUUGGGUAUCGUCUGCAGCAUAAUCCUGGCUUAUACCUUCUUCACUAAUUGCUGGCCAAUUGCAGCUCUGUACUUGUCCUGGUUGAUCCUAGACUGGGAUACGCCCAACCAAGGAGGCAGGCGGUCAGCGUGGGUGCGGAACUGGGCCCUGUGGCGAUAUUUCCGAGAAUACUUCCCCAUCAGACUGAUAAAGACACACAGUCUCGCCCCCACACGGAACUAUAUAUUCGGCUACCACCCUCACGGCAUCUUCUGCUUCAGUGCCUUUUGCAACUUCGGGACCGAGGCCACGGGAUUCUCCAAGAAGUUUCCAGGGAUCCGGCCUUCCCUAGCCACGCUGGCCGGAAACUUCCGGCUGCCGAUCCUGCGGGAUUACCUGAUGAGCGGUGGCAUCUUCCCGGUGACCAGGGACGCCAUUGACUACCUGCUGUCCAAGAACGGAAACGGCAACGCGGUGAUCAUCGUGAUUGGCGGGGCGGCGGAGUCGCUGGAGUGCAGCCCGGGUAGUAACGUGGUGACCCUCAGUAAACGCAAGGGGUUCGUGAAGAUCGCUCUGCAGAAUGGAGCUGAUCUGGUGCCCGUUUACGCUUUCGGGGAGAACGAGGUUUAUCAGCAAGUGAUCUUCAAGGAGGGCAGCUGGCUGCGGGCCAUGCAGAGAAAGUUCCAGAAGCUGAUCGGAUUCGCUCCCUGCUUCUUCAGAGGCCGUGGUUUCUUCUCCAGUGACUCCCACGGCCUAGUUCCUUACGCAAAGCCCAUCAACGCUGUGGUCGGGGAACCGAUAUCUGUGCCAAAAAUCGAGAAUCCAAGUCGCGAGGAAGUUGAUCACUACCAUGAAGUCUACAAGCAUUCACUACUCAACUUGUUCAAUAAGUACAAGACUAAAUUUGGCUAUUGUGAGUCACACACGUUAGAGGUCAUUUGAAAUAUGGCCUCCUCAGGUCCCACUUGCUGAGAAACCUCCCCCCUCUCUGCAACACCCCCCUCCUCUA
Leucoraja erinaceus (little skate) is the source of this 1352-nucleotide messenger RNA. It is a transcript of the gene dgat2, whose product is annotated as diacylglycerol O-acyltransferase 2. The record is from RefSeq and is a predicted model, not a curated record. Gene Ontology annotation, molecular function: diacylglycerol O-acyltransferase activity. The transcript is spliced from 8 exons. Gene Ontology annotation, cellular component: endoplasmic reticulum membrane. NCBI's taxonomy places the organism in Eukaryota, Metazoa, Chordata, Chondrichthyes, Rajiformes, Rajidae. Gene Ontology annotation, biological process: triglyceride biosynthetic process. Bases 200 to 1285 code for a protein of 361 amino acids.